Messenger RNA from Rubroshorea leprosula, 355 nucleotides. The record is from the annotation of a GenBank genome assembly. Lineage: Eukaryota; Viridiplantae; Streptophyta; Magnoliopsida; Malvales; Dipterocarpaceae.
AGUAUCACUAUCAUCAAUUGUGGCGUAAUUCUUGAAGUUUAUUGAGACGGAUGUUUCCGCUGGAAUGAAAGGUGUGCUUUCAAGAACACAUGGGCUAGAAAUGCAUUCAUGGGCUGGACUUUCUGCACACACAAGCCCAUCAAGCAAUAAAACAAGAAUGGCCAUUCCAUACCCUGUGUCAGGUCUUGGACCAAACCGUAAACCUAGGAACUGGAUGCAGAACCAUGACAUUGGUGCUGUUGGUUGCUCAGAUCUCAGAUGAAGUCACGGAGGCGGUGCUGAAUUUAAGUCUCUGAAUUUGGCUGAUAGUUUGUUUUCUGUAAAGCAGUGUCUAACCGUGGAAAUCGUAUGCCUU